GCGAAUACUGAACUCUCUGAAAAAAAUUUCAAACAAUAACAAUAACCUCAAUUUAUCAGCGAUGAGCGAAUGUGCCAGCAGCAAAACACUUGAGAUUAUAAUGAAAGUGAACUAAAUAAUAACGAGUAUAAUUAAUUUUAUUUCAGUUGGAACCUUGUUUUUACUGCCAGUAUCACAGUUUAAUUAUGGUGGUGCUACUUGAUGGAAGUUUUGCAACCCAAAUCAAGAAAUAUGUGGAUGAAAAAGAAAUGACCAGUAGCCCACUCUGGAGCUCUCAGUAUCUGUCAACCGAUCCCAAUGCUGUUUUGAACACCCACUGUGAUUACAUCAAUGCUGGUUGUCAGGUAAUAUCAACCAACACAUACCAGGCGAGUGUAGAAGGCUUCCAAAAACAUCUGGGUAUGGACGUGGAAAGUGGCCUUGCUCUUAUCAGACAAGCUGUCACACUGGCAAAACAAGCUGUAGUCAAGUGUGCUAGCUCCACAAAUCCUCCAAAACAGCAAGUGAUGAUAGCAGGGUCUGUGGGCCCAUAUGGCGCAUGCCUCCACGACGGUUCCGAGUAUCGUGGAGAGUAUAUAGAAGAUGUGACAGCACAGCAGUUAAGGGAUUGGCAUCGACCACGAAUAACUGCGCUGGUAGCUGCUGGUGUGGACUUACUAGCAGUGGAGACUAUACCAGCAGUGCAGGAGGCUGUCACUGUACUGAAUCUACUCCGGGAAGAGUUCUCUAAUGUCAAAGCAUGGGUUAGCUUCACGUGCAAGGAUAAGGUACAUACAAGUCAUGGUGAGCCGUUCCAUGAGGCAGUGUUGCAGUGCUGCCAAACCAACAGAUCUCAGUUGGUGGCAGUCGGUGUAAACUGUGUGGCUCCUGCACAAGUCUCCCCCUUGCUGACCAGUGUACAAGGACUGCAGGUGCCAUUUAUAGUUUAUCCCAACAGUGGCGAGACCUGGACUCCUGGAGUUGGGAUUGUUGGAGCCAUAUUGAUUCUGAGUCUUGGAGAUUGUCACCACUGGUCUUUGUUCCCAAACCUGAUAAGUUGGACAAACAAAGAAGCGUGUCUACCCUUGGUGCAUUACCUGCCAGAGUGGGUCUCUCUUGGAGCUCAGUAUAUCGGAGGGUGUUGUCAAACAGAUGCAGAAGAUAUCCGACAAUGUCGGGAAUUCAUUGACAAACACGGCAUAAGGUCUAGCACAAGUGGGUUGUAAGAAUCAUAGUUUGUGAAGAAGUUCAUGUCAAAAUCUUUAGGCGUUCUUCAACAUUCUCAGUUCCUCAUGCGUAAUUUUAUUUAUUUCACUUGCUUUAUUAUAUUUCACAUUUUAUCAUAUUUUUGAGAAUUAUUCUGCUCAUGAAGAUCAUACAUUGUAAAUGCUUUUGAAAUUGCCCACUAUAUACUAAUGUAUGUGAUAGUUUGAAGACUGAAACAUUGAAUGUUGUGCUCUUAGAGGUUUCUGUAUAAAUAUUUGUACAUAUAUAUAAUUGCUUCUGUGAUUAACAUACAAUGCAAAAUAAAAUAUAUUAUAUAUUACAAU
Messenger RNA from Homalodisca vitripennis (glassy-winged sharpshooter), 1529 nucleotides. Its product is annotated as homocysteine S-methyltransferase-like. Gene Ontology annotation, molecular function: S-adenosylmethionine-homocysteine S-methyltransferase activity; zinc ion binding. Gene Ontology annotation, biological process: S-methylmethionine cycle. The record is from RefSeq and is a predicted model, not a curated record. Lineage: Eukaryota; Metazoa; Arthropoda; Insecta; Hemiptera; Cicadellidae. Bases 186 to 1205 code for a protein of 339 amino acids. The transcript has 7 exons.